AUGGCAACUAGUGAGCUCCACGAGAAAGUACCUUUACAGGAAAGCGCCGGCAACGACAGGCUGGGCCAGCAAUAUGGAGGUGGUCAUACGGGUAAAUGGGUUAGUCGCCUGCCGCCAUCGGUGAUUCCAUACAUACAAUUGGCUCGGCUUAGCCCCCCCGUUGGGCUUAUCCUCAUCUAUAUUCCGCAUUUCCUUGGUAUUCUCCACUCGGCCAUCCUGCAGCAGGGCUCAAGUCCCGCAGCCCUAUGGACUGCCGCUGUCCUACUGCUUGGGGGCAGUUUGUUCUGUUCCAAUGGCGCACAUAGUUGGAAUGAUUUGAUCGAUACCUCUGUCGACAAGUUAGUUGCUCGCACUCGCAAUCGUCCUAUUGCUCGAGGUGCGAUCUCACCCCGAGCUGCCUUCAUUUUCACUGCGACGCAAGCCGUUAGCGCUGCAGUAUUCCUUCUCGGCUUUCCAAAGCAGAAGGUCGCAGCCUAUUGGGCAGUACCAAAUAUCGUCGCUACGAUAUACUACCCCUACGCGAAACGUCAUACCUAUUUCGCUCAGUUUGUGCUGGGAUUCUGUCUUUCGUGGGGGGUUUUCAUGGGUGCUUUAGCAAUGGACGCGGAUCCUCUAGAGAAUUAUUCAACUGCGUUCCUGUUCCUUGCAUGCAUCCUUUGGACGGUUAUCUACGACACGAUAUACGCACAUCAGGAUGUUAAGGAUGACACCAAAAUCAACCUAAAGAGUAUGGCAGUCUUAUGCGGGAAUAAGACAAAGCACUUACUCUGGGUCCUUUUGAGCGGCAUGCUGGGUCUGCUUUCUGCAAGUGGUUACCUAGCCCAGAUGGGACCCUGGUAUUAUAUCCUAGCGGUUGGGGGCUGCUUUGCGUCCCUGGGAACAAUGAUCUUGAAUGUGGAUCUCGGGGAUUCGUUAAGUUGCUGGUUGUGGUUCAGAUAUGGAUUCUGGCUUGCCGGGGGGUCAAUGACAAUUGGGUUACUUUCGGAAUACCUACUAAGAUUGUAA
This is a messenger RNA of Daldinia loculata, 1005 nucleotides long. RefSeq names its product UbiA prenyltransferase. Gene Ontology annotation, cellular component: mitochondrial inner membrane. Gene Ontology annotation, molecular function: 4-hydroxybenzoate polyprenyltransferase activity. The record is from RefSeq and is a predicted model, not a curated record. NCBI's taxonomy places the organism in Eukaryota, Fungi, Ascomycota, Sordariomycetes, Xylariales, Hypoxylaceae. The transcript has a single exon. Bases 1 to 1005 code for a protein of 334 amino acids. Gene Ontology annotation, biological process: ubiquinone biosynthetic process.